UGAAGACAUCAACAGGGAGCGCUGAACAAUAGAUGGCGACACUGCAGAGAGAUUACUGGAAUCACAUGAGUGUUGCUGAGCUCUAGACACCACACAAUCUGCUAUCUGAACCGUGCUGGAGGACCCUACUUGAAACCAAAUGAACAGAACAAAUCUUCCAGUUAUCUUUAUUAUAAUUUGUUAAUUUUACUAGUAUUAUUCAUACAUUUUUAUCCAAAGUGACUUCCAAAAGAAAUAUGCAGCAACACUUUUGAUUCACCCUCAGGUGACAUUAACAUUAGAUGUGCAAACUUGCUUAGAAAAGCUAGAGCUAUAACCGAAUCAGAGAUAUAACUGAGAAUGUGAAGCAUUGUUUUUGUUGAUGAUUUUGUAGAAUGGGUAAUGAAUUAGAAGGGACUAUAGAGCAAAACGAAACCAUAUUUGGAAUGGUGCUGUUUAGUCAGAACUAAAUGCUGAGUAUGAAUAUGUGUUGGCACCAAACACAGUCUUUCUAGCUACUUUAAGCUGAUGAUGUGUCAUUUUUCAAUGUAAAAAUACAUUCACACAAAGACAACUAUUAAGUGAACCUUUUGUAGGUGGAUUUACGCAAAAAGUGUAAACACUGUUUUUGCAGUUCCGUUUGGCACAGAAAUUACACACUUCAGCUUUAAGAGUGAGUAGAGGUUAUCUAGAGUCUGCAUGAUUUCGAUGACGUUGUUCAGUGCUUGUGGCAAGGCUGAAAACAAAGAUAAGGUUGCACCUUGUUCUUUAAUCAGAGUGAUUUGCAGAUUCAUAACCUGGGGUUUCGUCACAUGGAAGAUAAUUUUGUUCUCACUGUUAUUGCACAUAAGGGAUAUGUGGUUGUCGAAGCAGAAUGAAGGUUGCUUCUGGAGAUGUUGAGGACCAUCAUGUCCUCUGAUCUACUGGUGGACCUGCACGAUGAUCUUGGAGGGGACGACUCUCCUAGCGCUGCUCUGGACCAGCUCAAACUGGUACAGGACAAACAGUGGCCACCUGAUGACCCUUUUAGCCUGAGCAAAUCUGCUUCAGACAUUAAAAGUCUUGGUGGCACCUCACACCUGCCAUGGGACGACCCCUUCUAUGACAUUGCAAGACAUCAGAUCGUGGAGGUUGCAGGUGAUGAUAACUAUGGUCGGAAGGUCAUUGUUUUUAACGCUUGUCGCAUGCCCCCACAACAUCAACUGGAUCACUAUAAACUACUCAUGUAUUUGAAGCAGACUCUUGAUAAGUAUGUGGAGAGUGAUUACACACUCAUCUACUUCCAUCAUGGUCUGACCAGUGAAAACAAGCCCUCUCUCAGCUGGCUUCGAGAUGCCUACCGGGAGUUUGACAGGAAGUAUAAGAAAAAUAUCAAGGCGCUCUACAUAGUCCAUCCCACAAUGUUUAUCAGAACCAUCCUUAUUCUCUUCAAACCCAUUAUCAGCUUUAAGUUUGGCCGUAAAAUAAAUUACAUAAAUUACUUGAGUGAGCUGGAGGAGAUUGUGAAGUGUGAUCAGCUGGUGAUUCCCAACAGAGUCAGAGAGUAUGAUGAUAAGAUCUGUCUGUCUCUGAAGCCAUCUGUUGUCCCUGGACCAAUCUCUCCUCCGCGGAGUCCUCCCCUCCCUUUCCAGCAGUUUGGAGUCCCGCUGUCAGCAUUGAGACAUGGGGCUGCAGAUUCAGAGGGAAUUCCUCUAGUGAUGCGUGACACCAUUGGAUUCCUGCAGGAGCAUGGUCUACAGACAGAGGGGAUAUUCAGGCGCUCUGCCAAUGUUUCUAUGGUUAAGGAUAUAAAGCUGAAAUAUAACUCUGGUGAGUCAGUUAAUUUCCCUCAGAUGGAAGAUAUCCACUUGGCAGCUGUGAUCUUGAAGACGUUCCUCAGAGAACUUCCAGAGCCGCUGCUCACCUACCAGCUCUACAAUGACAUUGUCAAUUUCCACAAUGUAGACAGUGAGACUCAGGCAGAAACCAUUCGGAACAUGUUGCUGUCACUUCCUGAGGAGAAUUAUGCAUCACUGCGCUUCCUCAUACGGUUCCUUGUUCAGGUGUCUGCUGAGAGUGAAGUCAAUAAGAUGACCAAUGCUAACCUGGCUGUUGUGUUUGGGCCCAACUUGCUCUGGGGGCAAGAUGCUGCCAUGACACUUAGCGCAAUCGGACCAAUCAACAACUUCACCCGCAUCCUGCUUGACCUACAUCAGGAGGUCUUUACCCAGUGAGCAGUAGCAGAACAUUGAUUACACUCCCGUGAUUGACCCUCCCCAUUCCAUAAAUUAAUUCCUCUGUUGCUGUGUCCCAUCCAUGGUGUCUUUCUCAGUGUUGCCAAAUGCAUGAGUACAUCAACUGGGUGACGCUAUGCAGGAAGAAUAAGACGGUUGUUUGAAGUGCUUAUUUGGUUGAAGUGGACAGACCUUCUGUUUCACAGCUUUCACAAAGAUUUAGGCUGUGAUCAAAUUAUGACAAUCAGUUUCUUUUCUAUCCUGCCGAAAUCAUGUAGCUACUGUCAGUCAUUAUGGUACUGGACAGACAAUAAUUUUAUCAGGUCUGUUAGCAGAGACCUAAAUCAAUGAAACAACAAUGAAUACAGUUUGCUGUUUUUAUGUUCAUUUUUGGGGCUUGCAUUGUGGUAGAUAUUCAGCUGUCGGGCCAGUGUGAAUUAAUUUCAGUUGGUCUUUUAAGGGGUAAAAUUUUGAGCAAUGUAAUUUCAAAUGCACAUGUCUUCUUAUUUGUAAGCCAUAGCAAGCACAAGCUAUGGAUCAGUAUAAAGCACUACUACUUGAAACACUUAUUUUAAACAAUUAUUUAAGAGGACACGGUUUAUGUCCUCUUACAUGAAGUACAUGAUGGUAUGUAUGGUCUUAAAGAGCUUUCAAUCAUUAUUCAUUUAUAUUAUCAUAUCCUGUUUAAUAUUAUUAUUAUUAUUAUUAUUACUAUAAUUUUAUCGCUAUUUCUCAUCACCUCCACAGCAUAUCUUUUUUUGUCUCAGUGGUUCCAGGAAUAGGGCAAAUGCUGUAUGGCAAGCAUAGUGUCACCGCAAAUGUUCUUAUGUCUCUCAGAUGUUUCUGAAGCCUAAUGCUUGCAGUGAUCAUGAGAAGCAAUCUGCCAUUUAUUCUUCUUCAGUCAUACCUUUAAGCAUUUCAAAUCUUGAAAUGCUUCCUUGUUAAUGCAGUAUAUAUACAAAUAUCUGCCAACAAUCCCCCUUACUCUUUGUAUGUAUUAAAUGUAUGUUUUGAGUGUGUGUGUUCUGUUUAGUAAUGCUGUUGUACAAUUCUACCCCACACUUAUUUAUUUGGCCAAAUAUUAUAUGGUUACAAUGUUUAUGUGAUGCAUUUUAUUUGUGGAAAAAAAAGAUGUACUGUCUGUCAGGGACAGUGCCAUUGUACGUGGGGUUAUUUGAAACAAAAGCCCAAAUCAGAUAUAAUUUUGUCCUCUUAGUAAAUUUGCUGGCGUUUUAUCUAUGAGAAAAUGUAUUAUAGUGUUGAAUGAGUUAUUACUGGUAUCUGUGUAUAUAAAACAAUUACACUGACAUUUCUAUUUCAUCACAGGGCUCUGUAUUUGGAGUAUCUAUCAAACUUUAAUUUCUUGAUAGAUGGAAAUUAAAUUAAUUUUGCUUAAAGGAUGGUUGUUUCAUUGGUCUGAAGUCCAAAAGGACCAUAAUCAGGUACAUGGGUACAAAUUAUUUAGCACUAAUGAUUUAAGUGUCAUAUGCCUUGUUUAUUGAAUUGUAACUGUUUACUGUGUCAUGUAAACAUCCUAUCCAUGUCAAUACAUCUGAGCAUUGACAUGUGGAUCAGUGGCUUAAAUAGUUUUAGCAAAGUUCCCUCAAUCCCACGUGUCUGUGUGCCUUACUGGAGUGAAUUGGCGAUGAUAUUUACUAUUUAAGUCCCCUUCUCUGGUUGGAUCUGUAAACUUUGUGCCAUUUAGUUGUAUCUGUAUCCAAAUGCCUACCUGAUCACCUGUACUGUAGAAACGUAUUUCUCGUGGAACUUUGCAUAAUUCUUUUGUGAAGGUUCUAUUCUUCCAUUUUGGCUGUUAAAAUGUAUUCUUUUACUUUUAAAAUCUUUACUUUUGUACAUCAUGUGGUGUAUUCAGAGUAAUAAAUUGUUAGAGGUUGUGAAAUGCGUUUCCUAUUGUGUUUAUGUUUGUGCUUUAUAAUACUCUCAAGGAUGGCGAGCAAAUAAAACACUGAACAGUUUUUGUUGGGUAGACCGCAAUAUUUUUUAUUUUUUAUUUAGUUCCCA
Xyrauchen texanus (razorback sucker) is the source of this 4214-nucleotide messenger RNA. RefSeq names its product rho GTPase-activating protein 1-like. Gene Ontology annotation, biological process: negative regulation of endocytic recycling; small GTPase-mediated signal transduction. Gene Ontology annotation, cellular component: cytoplasm. The transcript has 14 exons. NCBI's taxonomy places the organism in Eukaryota, Metazoa, Chordata, Actinopteri, Cypriniformes, Catostomidae. Gene Ontology annotation, molecular function: GTPase activator activity. The coding region runs from base 873 to 2192 and encodes 439 amino acids. The record is from RefSeq and is a predicted model, not a curated record.